This is a messenger RNA of Triticum turgidum subsp. durum (durum wheat), 945 nucleotides long. The record is from the annotation of a GenBank genome assembly. NCBI's taxonomy places the organism in Eukaryota, Viridiplantae, Streptophyta, Magnoliopsida, Poales, Poaceae.
AUGCAGGGGGUUGCCGGAGGCGGGGGAAACAUUCGCCGCACUGCUACUCGUCGCGGUGCUGCAACGCAGCAUGAAGGAGGUGGCCGGAGGCUACGCUGCUCGUCGCCGGUUUGCAAAGCAACAUGGGGAGGCCGGAGGUGGGCGUUCGCCGGGGUGAGCUGCGUCCCUGUGGAUCUCACCACGACAGCGGAGCUGCAGUGCAGCACAAGCAGCCGCGACCCCGUGGAGCUCGCCGCCGGCGGUGCUGCAGUGAAGCUUUCGUCAGCGGCCUCUAGUGCUGCCUUGCAGCGCUCGCCGGCGGCUGUCGACGCUGCAGUGCAGUGCUCGGUGUUCCAAUGGAACUUGUCGGCGGCUUCCGAAGCUAAAUUGCAGCGCUCGGUGCUCCAAUGGAGCUCUCGCCGGCGUGAAGCUCUCGACAGCGGUUCUCGAAGCUGUGAUGCAGCGGCCGGUGGUGGCUCAGGUCUUGCGAGGCAGUGCUUGUCGGCGGCAACCGUUGCAAGGCGCUUCAAUGGAGCCCUCAUUGGUGGCUCCCGGUGCUGCGUUGCAGCGCUUGACGAGCCUUGGAGCUGCGACGCAAGGCUCGAUGUUAGUGCUACAGUGAAGCUCUCGGCGGUGGCUCUCGGAGCUGUGAUGCAGCGGCCGGUGGUGGCUCAGGAUCUGACGCCUCUCCCGCGGCUUUUCACCGACGAGGAUCGUCGUGUCCAUCGGAGGCGGCAGCGUCGUCUCGCCAUCGCAGAGAAGGACGUGGAAGCCUUGGUGCUGUGGCGAGGAGGCUUCCCGCAGGACAUCGUCGACGAGCGCCAGUUCUAUAAGCAAUCGAGAUCGGAGAGGGACGCGAGGAGGAGGGAGCGAGCCGCCUAUCGGGAGGACAAGCGUUCGGGGAAGCAGGCAGCUCAAUUAAAACUGAAGCUACAAAAAACGUCGGGUUGGGACUUUGAAGACUAG